Messenger RNA from Amorphotheca resinae ATCC 22711, 1194 nucleotides. RefSeq lists its product as hypothetical. Gene Ontology annotation, biological process: DNA-templated transcription. The transcript is spliced from 2 exons. The record is from RefSeq and is a predicted model, not a curated record. Bases 1 to 1194 code for a protein of 397 amino acids. Lineage: Eukaryota; Fungi; Ascomycota; Leotiomycetes; Helotiales; Amorphothecaceae. Gene Ontology annotation, molecular function: zinc ion binding; DNA binding.
AUGCUCCACAUUAAUGGUGGAAACCUACGGCGUGGCUGGCUUUCCUUCCGACGAGCUUUAAAUAUAGGCCAGUUGAUGGGAAUUCACAGAGAAUCGAGUGUUGUUCCAGGAGGGAGAGUCAUGUGGCAGCAAAUCGUUCAAGCUGACCGUUACUUAGCACUCCUCCUCGGAUUGCCCCCAGGCUCCGUUGAUGAUGUAUUCAGGCCAGAAGAAACAUUCCAAAAUCCAGAUAUCAACACAAGUGGUCUCUUCUCUAGAAGGCUUAGUAAUAUAGCAAGUCGGAUCAUCGAACGAAAUCAAGCGUUAGGCACCCAUGCCUACGCUACCACGCAGGAAAUCGACGAAAUGCUGGAUAGCCUUGCUAAAGAACUGCCACAAUCUUGGUGGAAUUUUGAGUCAUAUUCUGGAGGUAAUAGGCCAGAAGCAACCGCUGUUUUCUUUCAUCGGGUGAUGAUCCAAAUCUGGUACUUCCAGCUCGAGGCAUUCCUGCAUCUUCCAUUCAUGCUCCGCGCAGCCACAGAACGUCGCUAUGAUUAUAGCAAAUUUAGCUGUUUGAAAGCCUCCCGAGAGAUUAUCCAUAGGUAUCUCUUUUUGAGAAGGCGUGAAAAAAAGUCGUUCUGCUGUAAAGUCCUUGAUUUUGGGGCCCUUACUGCAACAGUAACUCUGCUACUCAAUCUCAUCGAGCAGACACAAGGGAACGAAAACGGACAGAAUUUCCAAAAUGAGAAUGACAGAGCUCUGGUGGAAGCUGUCCUGCGCUUAAUGGAGGAAAUAUCAGUGGACGGGAGAGGUGUGGUAGCUGCGCAAAGCGUGAAUGUUAUCAAAACUCUCCUGGCGGUCAAUCCGACCUCCGGACAAAGUGCAGGGAAUCUUCGACUGACCAUCCCCUACUUUGGUACGAUAAAUAUUGCUCGUACGCAACAGACUCAAAAUCAGGACCAGCCAGCGAAUGCUAUCGUAUCGCAGCCUCAAGAAAGCACCCCAACGGGCGGGCCAGCAACUUCGCAGGCCUAUCAGGGUCUAUCAACCUACUCCCAGAAUCAUGUGAAUCCACCAAUGGUUUCUUUCACCAGUAGUCAGUUUCCACCACCGAUGCCAGAGCAAUCGAUGGAUAACUGGGGAUUGCCGGGUACGGAUACUUUCUUCUUCGAUGGCUUGUUCAAUACAGAUAUUGAAGGGAAUUGGGUCCUUUAG